Sciurus carolinensis (gray squirrel) is the source of this 2837-nucleotide messenger RNA. It is a transcript of the gene Cmpk2, whose product is annotated as cytidine/uridine monophosphate kinase 2. Gene Ontology annotation, cellular component: mitochondrion; cytoplasm. The record is from RefSeq and is a predicted model, not a curated record. The coding region runs from base 33 to 1385 and encodes 450 amino acids. NCBI's taxonomy places the organism in Eukaryota, Metazoa, Chordata, Mammalia, Rodentia, Sciuridae. Gene Ontology annotation, molecular function: dTMP kinase activity. Gene Ontology annotation, biological process: dUDP biosynthetic process; dTTP biosynthetic process; dTDP biosynthetic process. The transcript has 5 exons.
CCCGGCGCCGCCGAGGGCCGGGGGUGGCGCUUAUGGUUUUUGCCCGGCGCCCGCGCGCCCCGCUGCCACUCUGGCUGCUCUCCGGGUGGCUGCGCGCGUGGCGCGGGCUCUGCGCUCCGGCCAUGGCUCCGCCGCGCUGCUUCGCUCUGGAGCUGACCGACUGCACUUUGGCUCACUUCGCUCUGGGCGCCGAGGGCUCGGACGCGUGUCCGGACCCCCGCCUUUCUGAGCUGCUGGGGCCCCCGGGGCGCAGCUACUCCCUGUGCGUGCCGAUGGCCGCGGGCGACGACUGCGGGGCCCGAGUCCACGCGGCGCGGGUGCACCAGAGCCUGCAGCACCAGCUGCGCCGCGGCCCCUUCCAGCGCUGCCAGCUGCACAGGCUGCUCUGCUACUGCCCAGGCGGCCAGGCGGAAGGCGUGCAGCACGGCUUCCUGCUUCGCGACCCCAGCGAGGGCCAGGACACCCGGCGCGCUCUGCUAGAGCUGCUGAGCAGGUGCCAGGAGGCUGCGCGCCCGCACCUGGGCGAGUUCGAGGCGGACUCGCAAGGCGUCCUGUGGCAGCGAGCCUGGGUACUGCAGGAGAGCAGGCAGCUGCAGGUGGGCUGCGCACGCGUCCUGCCCAUCCCGGAGCCCCCGCUGCAUCCAGCGGUGCCCCACCUCCUCAGCUCCGCGGUUUUCCGGGACCUGGACACUGCCCGGGCUGUUUUAGAGACGUGUACGUCUAUUCCGGAAGCCAAGGCGGUGCUUGACCUGGUUGACCAGUGCCCAAGGCAGGUCCAGAAAGGAAAGUUUCCGGUCAUUGUCAUCGAAGGACUAGAUGCCACUGGUAAGACCACGGUGACCCAUGCAGUCUCUGAGUCCCUCCAGGCUGUCCUCUUAUACUCACCACCCUCUUGCAUCGGCCAAUGGAGGAAAAUCUUUGAUGAUCAACCAACUAUUAUUAAAAGAGCAUUUUACUCUUUGGGCAAUUACAUCGUGGCAUCUGAAAUAGCUAAGGAAUCUACUAAGUCUCCUGUGAUUGUAGACAGGUUCUGGCACAGCACAGCCACCUACGGCAUAGCCACCGAGCUGAGCGGGGGUCUGCAGCACCUGCCGCCCGCCCACCACCCUGUGUACCAGUGGCCAGGGGACCUGCUCAAACCAGACCUUGUCCUGCUGCUCACCGUGAGUCCUGAGGAGAGGGCGCAGAGGCUGCGGGACCGGGGCCUGGAGCAGACCAGGGAAGAGGCUGAACUGGAGGCCAACAGCGUAUUUCGUCAGAAGGUGGAGGCGUCCUACCGACGGAUGGAGAAUCCCCGCUGCCUCGAGGUGGACGCCAGCCCCUCGAGAGAGGAGGUCCUGCAGACCGUUCUGCGCCUGAUCCGAGCCACUUUCAAUGACUCAUAGGCCCUCUGCUCACCAGAGCAGUGUCGUUUGUUAGAUCCAGGACUGCGUUUGGCACGUGGCUCCCCGUGUUACGUUGCACGGGUACAUCACACGGCAGAAAACAGGAGACGGGCAUUUGAUUUCACUCAGCCAUUGUGCUCUCUUCUGGCUGCAGGACCUGGCCAGCUUGUGCCUGGCAGUGCUCCAAAGGGACUGGCCAGUGCUUUCUGCCCAGAAUGUGGAAAAUCUCCUCAAACCAUGUUUUUAACUUCAUCACUAUCAGAUUCCUCAAGGAUGUGUCUUACCCAGAAAGUGUCACAUGUACAGAAGCACCAGGAAGAUCUUCGAGGCCCCUUCUGGCACACACCUGCUUGACUAGCACGUGACCUCGCAGCCAUGACUUCCAAACCGGUGGCACCACAUCUCCCAGCCUAGCACUUCCACGCAGCGCGGCCGUUCAAGGUCAUUCCUACCGAGCUGUUGGUGCUGGGGACACUUACAGAGAAGGCAGCAACCUGUGUCCGAGGCUCCGAGCCCCUUGGGUGGGGCCCUGGGAUCGCUCUCAACUGAACAGGGAGCUGAGCAGCCGAGCCGCUCUCAUGCUCUCACGCAGGCGCUCCAGCCUUCUGUGCGCCCGCUUCCCUCCCUUCCUUUGAAAUGCGGCUCAGAAUGUAGUGAGCAGUCUGCGCGAGCUGCUUGCCUUUCCUUAGCCAAUCCAGCAGUUUAUUUAUAUUGAUGUUUACAUCAUGUGUUUUCUCAGUGUAGGAGCUAUGAGUCACUAAUUAAAAUUGAAGUCAACAAGCUAAAUGCAAUGUUUGUUGUGUAUUUUUACUGCACAAAUUUAGUUUAUCUUUCACAGUGAGCACAGUGCGUCCUGGAAUGGGUUUUCUUGAUAAAUUAUCUUGCACUGGAAUGUCUUGGGAUUGCAUAUGGAGUCAGCUUUGAGAUCUGUUUGGCUAGAAGAGGGUAGCUGAGAAAACAGGGACUUAAUGACUCUGUGGCCUUGGUUGAGUCAUGGAACUUCAAAUAGUCUGUGUUACUUGAUCUGAAAAGGGACAAAAGUUCUUGGUCUUAGGAGAUGCUUGAACUAGGAGAUGCUAGAAUUCCUUCUAGUUCUAAGGUGAUGAAUCUGUAAAUUAUUUGAUCCUGUCUACCAUUUCUUAAGAAAACUUCACCCCAAAAUAAUCAGAUGUAAGUCCUUCCCAGGUUUAUCAUAGGGCAUCUUUAAUUAUAAUCCAAUUUAGUAAUAACAUCAUACUAUUUUUCAAAUGAACUAUAGAUAAUUUAUACACAAUAUAUUUGUCUAUAUAAAUUAUACAGUUGGUUUCAGUUGAAAGUAUUUUUAAAGCCGGUAAAUAAAAUCAGGACUCUUUGCAAUGUAAUAUCUAAUUAUAUUGUUGGUUUUAUUUACUUUAAACAUUUUUAAAGUUUUUGCUGGCAACCUAAAAAAAUAGUCACCUAAUGCUUUAUGUC